UUCACCGUGGGACGACGACCAAAGAGAGGAUUGAACAAGGAGGGCGAGAUAGAUUGGUGUGUGUGUGUGUGUUUUUUUAAAGAGUGCCUAAAUUUGUCCAUCUCAGGCUUUUUCUUUGUUAACGUAAAAGCACGUUACAGGCCACACAACAGAAAACGAACUCUUAAAAUAGGUGCAGAUGCGUCUGGCGUAGCGUGGGGCUGAAACGCCCGAAUAUAGAGCAGCAAACAUUUGGAAUUACAAUCACUUCCUACCGCUUGGAAAAUCUGAAACUGGCCACAGAGAAGCCCGUUUCGAUAGGCCACGACCUCACAUCAGGACUUUGACGAAACCAAAACAAAGUGUGUAUGGAGCAGUGUGAGAAUGCCGCAUCUCUCCUGGCCUCCGUGCGAGAGCAGGAGAUGCAGUUUGAGCGUCUGACUCGAGCUCUGGAGGAGGAGAGGAGGAGUGUGGGGCCCUCCGGAACCCUUCCCCGCCCCCUCCCCACCCUGCAGAACGGGCGUGUCACUGGUGAUGUGGAUUUAGAACGGCUCAAAUUAAGCGAAGGAUACAUAAACGGGACACAGUACAGGAUGUUGGACCCUGGUCAUAUUGUUGAGUCUGUAAUGGUGGAGGAAGAUCCUCAUGAGGUACCGCCAGUAAUUUCAGUCGAAACCAGUGAUGAUGGCACAACACGCCGCACUGAGACUACAGUCAAGAAGGUCACAAAGACCACCACCACACGAUCAGUCAUUCCCUCUGUCUCUGACACACUCUCUGUGGACGGUACUGGUUCAGUCACCGGCAUGAGUUAUAACACCCCGAUGGACCGUGUGUACAGGCCACCAGGUGGACCCAUGGACUACCCCACUGCUACUGUCCCUCGUAACUACCACUAUGGACCUCCAGGCGGUUAUGACGACUACCGCAGCGGACCUCCUUCGGAAGCCUACACUAGCCUCAGUCGAGGAACUCGUAUGGAUGACCGCUACAGGCCUGUAGAUGGCUACCGCACACUGGACUCUGCUUACCGCGCACAGAGCCGGCCACAGUUGGACCCGUACGCAGCUCAGCCUCAGGUGGGACGUAUGGGCAGUGCUCUGGAGAUCACUGGGGUCCUGCAGCGAUUCGUCCCAGAGCCCUACGGCCUGGAGGAUGAUCAGAGGAGCCUGGGAUACGAUGAUCCUGAUUAUGGCAUGGGGACGCCAAUACACUAUAGCACAAUGCCCCGGCUAGCACAUGCACUCCAUGCCCCACCCCCACGUAGGACCGGGUCAUAUGAGGGCACACUGGAUGGCGAUAUGAGUGGAGCUGGUGAUAUGUAUUAUUGGGGAGUCGGAGCCCCAUUGGCUCAGGGAGAGAGAGGCAGCAUGGCAUCAUUGGACAGCACACUGCGGAAAGGCCCUGCCCCCAACACAUGGAGGCAGCCAGAACUUCCUGAAGUCAUCGCUAUGCUCAACUAUCGCCUGGACCCUGUAAAAAGCAACGCUGCAGCCUACUUGCAGCAUCUCACCUUUAAGAACGAUAAGGUGAAAUCAGAAGUAAGGCGAAUGAAGGGGAUCCCAGCCCUGGUGUCAAUGCUUGAUAACCCAAAGAAGGAGGUGCAUUACGCAGCAUGCGGAGCUCUCAAGAACAUCUCGUACGGACGAGAUCCAGAUAACAAGAUAGCCAUCAAGAACUGUGAUGGAAUUCCCGCCCUGGUGCGGCUAUUGAGGAAGACAAGGGAUCAGGACCUCACAGACACUAUAACAGGCACGCUGUGGAACCUGUCAUCUCAUGACUCUGUAAAGAUGGAGAUUGUGGAUCACGCGCUGCACGCUCUGUCUGAUGAGGUGAUGGUUCCACACUCGGGCUGGGAGAGGGGGAACGAAGGGGGAGAGGAGAGCUGCAAACCCAGACACUUGGAGUGGGAGACGGCACUCACCAACACUGCCGGCUGCUUAAGGAAUGUGAGUUCAGAGCGGAGCGAGGCCAGGAGGAAGCUGAGGGAGUGCUCUGGACUGGUCGACUCUCUCAUGUAUAUUGUCCAGUCACAGAUCAACUGUAAAGAUGUGGACAACAAGCUGAUAGAGAACAGCGUGUGUCUGCUGAGGAAUCUGUCCUAUCAUGUGCACCGGGAGAUACCAGGCUGUGAGCGCUACCAGGAGACGAUGCCCAUCAACCAAGGCCCCGUCCCUUCUUCCCAAAAGGGCGGUUGCUUCAGUUCCCGAAAGGGCAAAGACGAGUGGUUUUCUAAAGGGAAGAAAGAGGAUGAUGGGACUUCAGAUACUAUUGACAUUCCAAAGAGAAGCACUCCAGCCAAAGGCUAUGAGUUGCUUUUCCAGCCAGAGGUGGUGCGCGUGUACACUUCCCUCCUGAAAGAGAGCAAGAACCCAUCGGUUCUAGAAGCCGCAGCGGGAGCCGUACAGAAUCUGUGUGCGGGCCGCUGGACUUAUGGGCGGUACAUUAGAGCAAUGCUGCGACAUGAGCAUGGCCUGCCAAUGAUGACGGAGCUGUUAUCUCAUGGGAACGAUCGAGUGGUCAGAGCCAUGUCUGGAGCGCUGAGAAACCUUGCCAUUGACGCUCGCAACCGUGACCUGCUAGGUAAACAUGCAGUGCCUAACCUGGUGGCUAAUCUGCCGGGCGGUGGUCAGAGUCAGCCUGCGCGUGCGCUCUCAGAGGAGACGGUGGUGUCUGUUCUCAGCACUAUCGCAGAGGUGGUCGGGUCCAGCGUGGAGGCGGCCAAAACCCUGCGCAGCUCCCAGGGCAUCGAGAGACUGGUGCUCAUCAACAAAGACAGCAACCGUUCAGAUCGAGAGGUCCGUGGUGCUGGGCUGGUGCUGCAGAUAGUGUGGGGCUUCAAGGAGCUCCGCCGGACACUGGAAAAAGAUGGCUGGAAGAAAACAGACUUCAUGGUCAACCUAACCCCCCCUAACAACACCCGCAGCAACGGAGGAUAUGAGGACAGCACCUUGCCGCUAAUAGACAGAGGAGGCAAACAGGACAGGGACCGAGAUAUGAUUCCUCUUAAUGACAUGGGACCAGACGCUUACUCUACUCUAGACCAGCGAGGACGGAGAAACACUUUAGACGACACUCUGGAUCGUUCUGACAGAGAUGCACCUCAGGGAGGAAUGUAUGGGGAGAGGCGGGGCUCUCUGCCUCUUUUGGACUCUUAUGAUGGUUAGGUCACUCCCCCCCCCCCACUCAGUGCAUGAGCACGCAUGAAAAACUGAUCGUGUGCAUUACCCAACGUGAGUUUCCUCCUCCUGCCUACUGUCCCUGCUGAGCCUCUGAUCUCAUCACUUAUGGGAGCCACUAAUUGCAGCGACCCUUUCAUAGUUUUCAGCAUUCUCUUGUUGUCUCACACACUAACUUACACUGAGAUCAACGUGAUCAGAACAGCCACUACUUACAAUAGACACUACAGAAUGAAUCCAUUCCUUUUCGAUUUUUGUCCAUACUGCUUUCUUGUUUAUUUUGGUGAAAUAAUGGACUAAGGGAAACACUAGGGACUAAAAGAUCUAUUUAGUCUCAUCCCCAGUUUAUCCAGCUUUAUAAACCAUUUUCUGUUUUUGUUUUGUUUUCAGAAUUCCUUAUGCAUCUAUUAGAACACUAGUAUAGAAUGCCAUUGGUAUUUUGAUUAUUUUGAUACAUCUUGCUUUGUGGUUCACAGUGAUGAAAUGUGACCUGCGAAAAAUAAUGAAUAUAGAAUAUCUCAGUAAGUUUUAUGACUUGUCGCAUUGCAACAGGCAUAAGGCCUAUUUUUUGUCAUUGUUUUCUAAAAGCACUAGAUGACCACUCAACCUAACAUUACUCCCGCUAGGAUUUUCAUUUGUGGUUUUUAUGGAUGAUCAUGCCUUGAUGAUGCAUUACAAUAGAGGCAUUCUGAGCUUUUUUGAAACCAGUAGCAUUCAAGAAUGAUCUCUAGUGGUAGCUGAAGACAGUUGCAUUAUUUGGGACAUAGCCAUGUGGUUCUGAAUACUGAAUCUCCAAAAUGUGUGACUCCUUAUGCAAGUAGUAGCUUGUAAGUAUUUGCAAAGCAUCUCAGAGUGGGAGAGCGUUUUUUUUUUUUUUUUUCUUCCCCUUUGGUUUGUUCUUUGUAGAAAACCCCUGUAUUUUUUUUAUAAACAUGGUAAAACAGCCACAGCAGAGCUGAUUUAGGAAGAGCCUUAAAAUUUGAGACAAAAGCUCCCACUUUUCAAAAUUUUGUGGGUCGAGGCCCUACUGGUGGGCUCUGUGCUAUUCCACUUUCGUCUGAAUAUAAAUGAAUGUGUAAAUAUGACUGUCUCACAAAUCCACUCUGUGUACUUUGAGUGCCUCGCUUGCUAAACAGUGAAAUGUGUCGUGAGUGAGUGAGUGUUUGUGAUAGGCGGUGUCCAGUAGAGUGCACAGGGACAUUCGGCCACCCUUCUGCCUCAUGGUUCCAGUGCCUGUCUGUGUAGAGAGCAAACGAGUGUACAUUUGAGGAUGUUUAGGCAUUGUUUUUUCCUGAGAUCCGUAAGUACAGUGCUUGUUCCUUAGACUGCAUAUUCCAAAUGCACAGUAAGUCUGUUGUAGAUAUUUACUGAAUGGAAACUCUAGCACUAAGAGUCGAUGGAUUGUUUUGUUUGCUUUGGACACUUUUUAUUUUAUUUUUUAUAAUUAUUUUUCCCCCCAGUGCAUUUUUAAUCUCGCCUUCUGCCUUGUCCAAUACUUAGACACUACAGACAGUUAAUGGAAGAUUGGUUGUUGACUAAAUCCAUAUGAGCCACAAGUCCAGAUUGCGGAGACUGUUUGCCUGUAAGUUUGAGGAAUCAAUCGAUCAUUUAGGCAGAAAUGGAGUGUUUUAAUUACAAAAACGUACAAAUCACUUACAGGCAGGAUUUAGCCAGAGUUCAGACUUUAAUUCUAGCUUGAUAAGAAAAUAAGAUAAUGUUAAAGCACAUUGAACUAUAUAUACCAGAGAAUAUUUGUUAAUGUUAAUUAUUUUUUUUCCUCUUGUCAUUUUGCCCUUCCUUUUCUAUAUUUUAUGAUUGGGACUGCUUUUGUUUAUUUUUGGGGGGGUUGUUGUGGGUAAGUGCAUAUGCAAUCAGUUUUAUUUUUUAAAUAAAUGCAUUUAUGGUUUCGAUCUUUUAAUUAAAGACAAAAGGAAAAAAAAAUCUUUGUGUCGUGCUGUCAGUUGACUAUGUUUCUCUGCAACAUUAAGAAGUGGAUCUUGAUUUCAUAAUUCCUAUAUUUCAACACUUCACAUUUGGUCUUAAACAAUGCACCUUUCUCAUCG
Xyrauchen texanus (razorback sucker) is the source of this 5221-nucleotide messenger RNA. RefSeq names its product catenin delta-1-like. The transcript has 21 exons. Lineage: Eukaryota; Metazoa; Chordata; Actinopteri; Cypriniformes; Catostomidae. Gene Ontology annotation, biological process: cell-cell junction assembly; cell-cell adhesion. Gene Ontology annotation, molecular function: cadherin binding. The record is from RefSeq and is a predicted model, not a curated record. Bases 348 to 3146 code for a protein of 932 amino acids. Gene Ontology annotation, cellular component: plasma membrane; cytoplasm; nucleus.